Messenger RNA from Myotis davidii, 2502 nucleotides. It is a transcript of the gene CCHCR1, whose product is annotated as coiled-coil alpha-helical rod protein 1. Gene Ontology annotation, cellular component: centriole. The transcript has 15 exons. Gene Ontology annotation, biological process: cell differentiation; protein export from nucleus. Lineage: Eukaryota; Metazoa; Chordata; Mammalia; Chiroptera; Vespertilionidae. The coding region runs from base 234 to 2420 and encodes 728 amino acids. The record is from RefSeq and is a predicted model, not a curated record.
CGCGGGCCAGCGCUUUGGUCGGGAGGGACCCGGGGGUCCUGGCGUGGUGUGUGGAUGGGCUUCCCCCGGGCCUUGCCGAGCCUUGGCGGGGACUCUGGAGCCCGGGCUCGCAGCCCCUGCACCGCACACCUUCCUCACCCGCGACCAGGAAUGGCCGAGUCCGUAGGAACUUGAGGAGGAGGGGGGACGUAGAUGGCUGGACACAGGAUCUAGAGGCUCCAAAUAAUGUGGAGAUGUUUCGACCUUCAGGUUCCACGGGGCUCAUCCCCCCGUCCCACUUCCAAGCGCAGCCCCUUCCAGCCAUGCCGAGAAUGGCUCCCACCUGGGUCUCAGACAUCCCCCUCGCCCAUCGAGGCGUCUCAGAGCGGCGGCCAGACUUCCAGAGGCCUCCGGGGAUCGUGUGGGAGCAGGACGUUUGUGGCGAUGGGCAGGAGCCGGGGUGGAGGGGCAGGUCCGUGGAGCUGCAGGGGUCGCAGGCCUUGCGCCAGCAGGCAGAGCUGAUCUCUCGGCAGCUGCAGGAGGUGCGACGGCUGGAGGAGGAGGUCCGGGUCCUGCAGGAAAACUCGCUACAGCAAAAGAUGAAGCUGGAGACCCAGGCCAUGGAGCUGGAGGCUCUGGCACGGGCGGAGAAGGCUGGCCGAGCUGAGGCCGAGGGCCUGCGUGCCGCCCUGGCUGGGGCGGAGGUGGUCCGGAAGAACCUGGAGGAGGGGAGCCAGCGGGAGCUGGAGGAGGUUCAGAGGCUGCACCAGGAGCAGCUGUCGUCCUUGACACGGGCUCACCAGGAGGCUCUUUCCAGUUUGACCAGCAAAGCCGAGGGCUUGGAGAAGUCUCUGGCCGGUCUGGAAACCAGCAGGGCCGGGGAAGCCCAGGAGCUGGCCAUGGCCCAGAGGGAGGCUGAGCUGCUGCGGGAGCAGCUGAGCAAGACCCAAGAAGACUUGGAGGCUCAGGUGACCUUGGUUGAGAAGCUAAGGAGAUAUGUGGGGGAACAAGUUCCCCCCGAGAUUCACGGCCAGGCAUGGGAGUCAGAGCGACUGAAACUUCUAGAGACCGUGCAGCACUUGCAGGAGGACCGGGAUGGCCUGCACACAACGGCGGAGCUGCUGCAGGUGCGCGUGCAGAGCCUCACGUGCAUCCUGUCCAUGCAGGAAGAGGAGCUGGCCAGGAAGGUGCAACCCUCAGAUUCCCUGGAGCCCGAGUUCUCCAGGAAGAGCCAGGCCCUGCUGAAGCACUGGCGGGAGAAGGUGUUUGCCCUCAUGGUGCAGCUAAAGGCCCAGGAACUGGAGCACGGAGCGUGCGUGCAGCAGCUGAAGGGACAGGUCACUUGGCGUUCUUCCUCCCCAUGGUGGCAGUCCGCCCAGAGCCAGGAGCAAGCCAUCCUGCAGCGCUCCCUGGAGGACAAAGCUGCGCAGGUGGAGGUGGAGCGGAUGGGCGCCAAGGCCCUGCAGCUGGAGCUGAGCCGUGCCCAGGAAGCCUGUCGCCGGGGGCAGCAGCAGACAGCCUCGGCUGAGGAGCAGCUGAAGCGUGUGGCCAGAGCUAUCAGCAGCUUUCAGACCUGGAUCCAGAACACCAUGGGCGAGGUGGAGCAGGCUGCAGCCCGGCUGCCCAGCCUCAGUAGCCGAGUCAGCUAUCCCAAACACCUGCCACAACCUGGUCUAAUGGCUCGAAAACUGGUCCUUGCUCAGCUGCACCAGGAGAGUACAUUUGUUGGACAAAAUCUAACACUCGUUUCAUAUCCAGAUUUCCCCUCAGGGCUCUGGGAAGGUUCGGGUGGGGAGCAGAUUGACAGGGUCCUAGAGCGGCAACCCCUCUCCCUGUACAGAAGGGGUGGUCACCAAGCUAGGACCCAACGCUCCUGCCCAUCAGCCCAGUCUUGUUUUCAUGGUGCCUCGCGACCUCUGGGCAGCCCCACACCUGUCCCCUGCUUCCCCACAGUGGUCUCCCUGGGCCAGAUGCAGCGCAAAGCCACCAGGGAAAAGGAACGGAACCAGGAGCUCCGGCGCCUGCAGGAAGAGGCCAGGAAGGAGGAGGGGCUGCGGCUGACCCAGCGCCUGCAGGAGCUGCAGAGGGACAAGAACCUCCUGCUGGCCACCUUGCAGCAGGAGGGUCUCCUCUCCCAUUACAAGCAGCAGCGACUGUUGGCAGUCCUUCCCCCCCUGGAUAAGGGGGGGUCUGCGCGGCCCAGCCCCCGGCCGGCAGGGCCAUCGGCACCAGCACCUCCAGCAGCAGCGCUUGGCCCCAGGGCAGCCACUAAAGAAUCCCUCUCUGUCCUGCUGGAUGACCUGAAGAGUCUGAGUGAGGCCAUUUCCAAAGAGGAGGCCGUUUCUCAAGGAGACAACCAGAACUCUCUUGCGGCCAGGGGCUCGGAGUGCCUGGGGGCUCAGGGGGGCCCAGCGGGCCAGGAGGAUCGUGAAAUGGGGUGAGGUUUGGGGGCCUGCCCUCAGGGAUACCAGCCACCAAGGUGUCUGGAUUUUGUGCCUCAAUAAAGAUGACUAAAUAGCCCUA